Molecule: messenger RNA, 1443 nt
Organism: Klebsormidium nitens
Lineage: Eukaryota; Viridiplantae; Streptophyta; Klebsormidiophyceae; Klebsormidiales; Klebsormidiaceae
Source: the annotation of a GenBank genome assembly
AUGAGGGCACGGUGGUUGGGCACAAAGGAUUGUAAGCACUUUGUCAAGCCGGGGGUGCAGGAUACCAGCCCGCUUCAAAUGUCGUUCAGGCUACAGCAAUGGCCCGCACAUUCAAACGUCCCUCUAGCACCUGAUCCUACGCCCGAUGCUUCCUGUUGGCAUGCAAUGCUGCGCGCGACUCUUCAGGCAGGAGUGUUAAAAACGAACAACUUGUGGUGGGGUCUUUUGGCUUUCGUCGACGUUCUGAAACUCGGGGCGAGGAGCCUCGUCGUCGGGAGUGGCUGUCUCACGCGUCAGACUAGCCCAUUCCCUAGCAGCCUGCGGUCUCUGCCCACGCUGCAGCCACGACCCGGAUUGAGUUCCUCGGGGGUUCGUUCCCCGAGCGUACCGGUCGGCGCUCGUUUGCUUCGUCGUUCCGGGGAGCUGAGAUUGAUGUGUCAGGCUGGUUGUACGCGCCACGACUCCUCUUCCGAGGGGCCAGUAUGGAUCAGAACUGUGACAUGGCGGGGAGCCGUUCUUGUUGAGCGACCUAGCGCGGCCCGGCGACCACGCCACCCGCUGCCUCACUUCCAAGCGACGGCUGCGUGGCGGCUUCUGGAGGCGGCUUUAGCGACCAGCCGAGCUGCAAGUCGGCUGCCGACCGGAGUCUGCCUCGGGCGUCGCCGUGCCUCGCGGCGUGAUCAAUCAGGUGCAUCGCAGCGAAGCGGUUCCCCAUCGAGAGACGGACCGGGACGGAUAAGACUGCGCUCGAGAAAAACCCUUUCUUUCCUUACAAGACGAAUCCGCAUCAAGAGACGGACUGGGACGGAUAAGACUGGUCUAGGAGAGACCAGCGCCCUCGGUGCCGGUGAUGAGGUGGGCACCCUUGGCCGCGACCGCGUGAGAGUAGAAGCGCUCGAGCGAACUCUUCCUUUCCUUACGAGAUUGGCCGUGCACGCCGCGCCUCCCUGUCCGGGGGCCCACUUCGAAGCAGAAGGCGCCUGGCGUUUAAUUUCUCGGUUUGGCAACCCUGGCGACCCAGAAAGCCACGCCGCAGUUGCGGCUUCGCGCUGCUUGCCCUGCCGACCGAUCGAGGUGGUGAACGGCUGCGAUAUCCACCACGGUCGCCAACCGCUCGGGGGCUUGCAGAACAGGCGGCAAGUUACGGAGCCCCGCCCAGCAGCGGUCGCCGCCCGUUCUACACGGAGAGCGCACGAUGCUGACGUGCAUCAGCUAAAGGCGUCGCAACGCCUCGGCUGGUUCCUCGAAACGCACGGCGGGAGAUCACCCCUUGGGAGGCCUAUGUACAGCCGUUCCGUCUGUCGGGCGGAACGGAAGGCGGCCGCCAGCUUUUACAGUUGCCACGGGUUCACGCCGUGGGGUUUGCCUCAGCUAUUGUGGCGGAAAGAUCUGGAUUUGUAUUUAUGGCCGGCCGUGUUGGAAGAACGAAUAAGUGCUCUUUAG